Pelobates cultripes (western spadefoot toad) is the source of this 326-nucleotide messenger RNA. The record is from the annotation of a GenBank genome assembly. NCBI's taxonomy places the organism in Eukaryota, Metazoa, Chordata, Amphibia, Anura, Pelobatidae.
AUGGAUCAGUUGAACUCGGAGGAGUUUCACUCGCUUCUGGAUGCAACCAUGACCAAAUCAGUCACCCAAGCUAUAGUCACGGCUAUGGGGGCGAUGUCUGAAACCCUGACACAGUCCAUUAGUAACGCCAUACUGGCGUCUAACACCAACCCUAGCGGCCUCCGCCCCAAAGCCCAAACUGACAAGCCUGCGCCCCUCAGCGGCUGUAAGGCUACGGAGAAGACCCACCAUACGGGCAAACACACCUUCAAAAACAGCACGACGGACAGGACACGCCCUGUCACUACUGAGGACGUGGGGCCCCCACGCAAAAGCGGGCAAAAAUG